This is a messenger RNA of Abrus precatorius (Indian licorice), 1450 nucleotides long. Its product is annotated as probable trehalose-phosphate phosphatase C. The record is from RefSeq and is a predicted model, not a curated record. Lineage: Eukaryota; Viridiplantae; Streptophyta; Magnoliopsida; Fabales; Fabaceae. The transcript is spliced from 10 exons. Gene Ontology annotation, molecular function: trehalose-phosphatase activity. Gene Ontology annotation, biological process: trehalose biosynthetic process. Bases 36 to 1187 code for a protein of 383 amino acids.
CUUUUUCUUUAAACUCGGUGUUCGUAUAGAAUAGAAUGACGAACCAGAAUGUGGUCUCUCCUAUUGGGAAAUCACAUGUUAACAACACGCUUGUGGAGUUGGCAAUGUCCAUUUCUAACUCCAGUGCUCUACCUAGAGCCGCAGUGCCUGGAUUAAUGGCUUUGCUUAAUGGCCUUUUGGGCCUGCCCCAGAAGAAGCUCGUAAUCAAAACGUUGGAGGAUGGAGCUGGAAAAGGAUCAACCAAAGUUAACCCGUGGAUUGAUUCAAUGAGAGCCUCUUCUCCUACACGAGCCAAAUCCACCUUGCUUUCUUCACAAAACCAAGACCCAAAUCCUUGGACCCUUUACCAUCCUUCGGCACUGAACAUGUUUGAUCAGAUAAUAUAUGAUUCCAGGGGGAAGCAGGUUGUGACUUUUCUUGAUUAUGAUGGAACUCUCUCUCCAAUUGUUGCAGAUCCAGAUAAAGCAUACAUGAGUAAAAAGAUGAGAGCGACAUUAAAGGACAUAGCAAGGCAUUUUGCCACCGCCAUCGUCAGUGGAAGGUCCAUAGACAAGGUAUAUAGCUUUGUUGGAUUGGCAGAACUGUACUAUGCCGGGAGCCAUGGCAUGGACAUUAAGGGACCAACAAAUAAGCGAAGUACUAAGAAAGGUAAUGAAGCAGUGCUCUUGCAACCCGCGAGUGAAUUCCUACCCAUGAUCAAUGAGGUGUACAAUAUCUUGGUGGAGAAAACAAAGUCUGUCCCGGGUGCUAAGGUAGAAAAUAACAAGUUCUGCUUGUCCGUGCACUAUCGCUGUGUUGACGAAAAGAGUUGGGUGGCACUGGCAGAGCAAGUUAACUUGGUGCUGAAUGAGUACCCAAAACUUAAGCUAACCCAAGGGAGAAAAGUGCUUGAGAUUCGACCAAACAUAAAAUGGGACAAGGGCAAGGCUCUUGAAUUCUUGUUGGAGAAGUCACUAGGAUAUGCUAAUUCUAAUAACGUAUUUCCAAUCUAUAUUGGUGAUGAUCGCACUGACGAAGAUGCUUUUAAGGUUUUACGCAGUAGGGGCCAAGGGAUUGGGAUUCUUGUUUCUAAAAUUCCAAAAGAAACCGAUGCUUCCUACACUUUGCAAGAUCCAUCUGAGGUUGGGCAGUUUUUGCGGCAUUUGGUGGAGUGGAAAAGAACCAGUUCUCACCACCACAAGUUGUAGAUUUUAGAUGAGUUCAGGGAAUUGACACCCGCCCAGAAUUUGGUCAAGGGGUGGGUCGAUUUACAUCCCUUUCUUGUUAAAAAUAGGAAAUAGUAUGUUCCAUAAUUUAAAGUUUUAGGGAGGGACAAAGUUCAUAUAGGUUCUCUCUUUUUUCCUUCUUUCUUUCUUUGUUUUUUUUUUUUCAAAUGUAUUCUAUUCCUUCACACGUUUGCAUGCGCAUGGGAUAGUGAAAAGAACUGAUGUUUUAUGCCGCAAUUGCAAAU